This is a messenger RNA of Juglans regia (Persian walnut), 639 nucleotides long. RefSeq names its product protein FAR-RED IMPAIRED RESPONSE 1-like. The record is from RefSeq and is a predicted model, not a curated record. NCBI's taxonomy places the organism in Eukaryota, Viridiplantae, Streptophyta, Magnoliopsida, Fagales, Juglandaceae. Bases 1 to 639 code for a protein of 212 amino acids. The transcript has a single exon.
AUGAAAAUUUUCACUUCUAAUACUCAUCAUAAUGAGUAUGAUGAAGUUAUGAUUGAUGAAGAGCCUGAUAACGAUGAUGGUGUUGAAGAACCCAAGGUUGGAAUGACAUUUUCUAAUGAGGAAGAAGUUUGGUCUUACUAUAUGAAGUAUGCUAAGCAUAAAGGAUUUGGGGUGCGUAGAAGAAAUUCUAGACAAAGCGACGAUGGGAAGGUUAGAUGGUUUACAUUGGUAUGUGUGCGGCAAGGCACAACAAAGAGUCAGGCUUCCAAUGUCCUCAAGCCAAGACAAACAGAUAGGGUAGGGUGUAAAGCAAGAGUUAAUGCGAUUUUGAAUGAGGACGAUGGAUACACCUUGUCUAGUGUAAUCUUAGAUCACAUACAUAUAUGUAGUCCGAGGAAAGCAAGACACUUUAGAUGUUUCAAGAAGCUAGAUCCUCGUGUGGCUAAGAGGUUUGAAAAAAAUGAUGAGGCCGAAAUACGUACGUCAAAGACUUUCAAGAGUGUAGUUGUUGAAGCGGGAGGGUAUGAGAAUGUGCCAUUUGGGGUGAAGGAAUGUCAAAACUAUAUGGACAAAGCACGACAACUUCGCCUCGGAGUUGGAGGUGUUGAAGCUCUAAUGAACUACUUCCAGGAUAUGUAG